AUGAACAAGUGGGCUCUCAUUCUGCUUCUGCUGGCGAGCAUCGUGUUCGCGGAUAUCCACAUCCAGACGUUCAUAGGCGAUGCAAGCUGCGACGGCGAGGCGACCAUCGACAAAGUGACAACGGCCGGCAACUCAGACAGCACCGCCUGCGUCUCAGCGGGCCGAUACCUGGCCGUCAACGUCCUCAGCGCGGAUCCAACCUUCCAGUGCAAUUUCUACUCCGACGAGGCGUGCCAGGAUCUCAUCGGCACGCUCGACACCCCCGGCGUGUGCACGCUCUUGACAGGCACGAGCCUCACGUGCUUCACAACCAGUCAGCCGGCCGUUGUGGUGGUUCCUGGUUCUGCACCCGUGACGGCGCCGGCGCCCACAGCCAACCCCGUCGCCACGGUCUCGACAGGAAAGUCCCUCAUCACGGUCGACCUGGGCGGCGCGGUGCUGGUCCAGUCGGGCGUGCAGACAAGCUGCGGCGCCACAGCCUGCGACCCGACCACCCCGUUAACGAAGCCCUUCCAGCACCUGAACGAGGACUGCACCCUCAGCGUCACAAUGACAGGGUCGUACGACAACGCUGACGAGCGCGACUACAUGAGCGGACUGAUGCAGGCGGCCGUCACGCAGACGGACACAAACAGCAGGGUCGAUACCACGGGGUCAGCCGAAGACGACGACCUGAUUCUCGAUUCCAUCAGCUUUGCGUCCGUCGUGCUGAAGGGCAGUGACGACAACGCCAUCCAAGCCCAGAUGAUGUAUUCUGUCGGUGUGAGUUGCGUGCCGCCCGCAAACGCCGAUUGCAACAGCUUGGAGCAGACCAUUACCAGCGACCUUCUGAGCAAGGUACCCGGCGCGGGCGAGGUUCUGUCGACACUAUUUGAGAUUUUCGUCUGCGGGGAGUCAUAA
Molecule: messenger RNA, 900 nt
Organism: Cladophialophora carrionii CBS 160.54
Lineage: Eukaryota; Fungi; Ascomycota; Eurotiomycetes; Chaetothyriales; Herpotrichiellaceae
Exons: 1
Coding region: 1-900 (299 amino acids)
Source: RefSeq, a predicted model, not a curated record